Messenger RNA from Cannabis sativa, 1277 nucleotides. RefSeq names its product protein PPLZ12. NCBI's taxonomy places the organism in Eukaryota, Viridiplantae, Streptophyta, Magnoliopsida, Rosales, Cannabaceae. The record is from RefSeq and is a predicted model, not a curated record. The coding region runs from base 205 to 1071 and encodes 288 amino acids. The transcript has 5 exons.
UAAUGUGAUAAGCCAUGGGCCAAGGCCCAAGCGCAAACUUGAAAGUCCAGCCCAGUAGAUGAUAGUAAUAGUUGGUCUCUGCCACCUCUCUCCCUCCGAGCGGAGACUGGGUAGUAAAUAGUGGUACCGAGAUACCCGCGUGUCAGCGUUGCAAUUCUACGCCGUGCCAGAGAGAGAGAGAGAGAGAGAGAGAGAGAGAGAGAGAUGGGAAACUGUUUUGUUACGUGCGUCAGCCAGGCGAGCAUAGGCGUCGUCGAGAGAUGGGGUCGUUUCGAGAGGUUGGCCGAGCCAGGUCUCCACUUCUUCAACCCUUUCGCCGGAGAAUGCCUCGCCGCCGUUAUAUCUACAAGGAUCUGCUCCCUUGAUGUCCGCAUCGAAACCAAAACCAAGGAUAACGUUUUUGUUCAAUUACAAUGCUCAAUUCAAUACCGGGUCGUUAAAGAAAAUGCUGAUGAUGCUUAUUACGAGUUGCAGAACCCCAAAGAACAGAUUCGGGCUUUUGUAUUCGAUGUGGUUCGAGCUAUUGUCCCUCGGAUGACCUUGGAUGAGCUAUUUGAACAAAAGGGUGAGGUUGCCCAAUCUGUGCUGGAAGAACUUGAGAAGGUUAUGGUGACAUAUGGAUAUAACAUAGAGCACAUGCUCAUGGUUGACAUUGUACCCGAUUCUCAUGUGCGCACAGCAAUGAACGAGAUUAAUAAAGCUGAAAGGCUCCAACUUGCAAGUGUAUACAAGGGAGAAGCAGAGAAGAUUCUCCAAGUUAAGCGGGCGGAAGCUGAAGCUGAAUCGAAGUACUUGGGAGGAGUCGGUGUUGCAAGGCAGAGGCAGGCGAUCACAGAUGGCUUGAGAGAGAACAUAGUGAACUUCUCUCACAAAGUUGAAGGCACUUCAGCUAAGGAGGUUAUGGAUCUUAUCAUGGUCACUCAGUACUUUGACACCAUUAAAGACCUUGGCAGUUCGUCAAAUAACACUACUGUGUUUAUACCCCAUGGUCCUGGUCAUGUUAGGGACAUUGGUGAGCAGAUACGUAAUGGACUUAUGGAGGCAAACAGCGCCAAACUCAAUACUGAUUAGUUUUUUUUUUCGCAUUUCUCAACUUUUAUGGAGUACAGAAUUUUUAUUUGUCUUACUUUUUGUGGUUGAAAUUCAACGUAGGUAUGACUAUACAAGUUAUCAUAAAUAAUAGUACGUUGAUAUAUGAUUUCCAAAGGUACUUUGGAACGUGUAAAUUUUUGAAACAAUUGCAAAUAAUAGCCUUUAAGUUAUAAUAUUUUGCAUCA